Messenger RNA from Lacerta agilis (Sand lizard), 4171 nucleotides. RefSeq names its product BTB domain containing 11 (gene ABTB3). The coding region runs from base 186 to 3521 and encodes 1111 amino acids. Gene Ontology annotation, cellular component: nucleosome. Gene Ontology annotation, molecular function: protein heterodimerization activity; DNA binding; structural constituent of chromatin. Lineage: Eukaryota; Metazoa; Chordata; Lepidosauria; Squamata; Lacertidae. The transcript is spliced from 18 exons. The record is from RefSeq and is a predicted model, not a curated record.
UGCGCAUCGCGUUUGCGGGUGGUGGCAUUUCUUUAUUUUGAUCGUGAAGAAGCUGCUCUGCGCGCUUGCCAAAGCGAGGAAGCUGCGAAAUAAGUACGUGAGAGAGGAGGAGGAGGAGGAGGAGGGCGCAGGUCUGUUACUUUCUCUUCUCAAAGUUUCCUGCUGGAGCAGUAUGAAGUGCAGCGAUGGCAAGGAGAGGUAAGACGGUGGUGAGGACGCUGGAAGAUCUGACCCUCGACUCGGGUUAUGGUGGUGCGGCAGACUCCGUCCGGUCCUCCAACUUGUCUCUGUGCUGCUCCGAUUCCCCCCACGCGGCUCACCCCUAUGGAGGAAACGGCUGGCAGCAUCUAACUGACUCGAUGCACAGUAGACACAACAGCUUUGACACCGUCAACACUGUCCUGGUGGAAGACUCCGAAGUGCUGGACUGCGCCGACCAGCACUGCUCCAGGCUGCUGCCUGACCUUGAGGAGGUCCCCUGGAGCCUCGACGAGGUGGAGGCGGUUCUCCUCCUCUUGCAGCGCAAAGAGGCCAGGGGGCCGGUGGCCCCCCCUUGCAAAGAUGCCCUGGCCAGACUGUCCACCUUGGUCAGCCGGGCGCUCAUCCGGCUGGCCCGGGAGGCUCAGCGCCUGAGCCUUCGCUUCGCCAAGUGCACCAGGUACGAGGUGCAGAGCGCCAUGGAGAUCGUCCUGGGCUGGAGCCUGGCUUCCAGCUGCACGGCGGCCGCCCUCGGCGCGCUGUCGUUGUACAACAUGAGCAGCAGCGGCGGCGACCGCUUCAGCCGAGGCAAGUCGACCCGCUGCGGCCUCACCUUCUCGGUGGGAAAGUUCUACCGCUGGAUGGUGGACAGCCGGGUGGCCGUGCGCAUCCACGAGCACGCCGCCAUCUACCUGACCGCCUGCAUGGAGAACCUCUUCCGAGAGAUCUACGCCAGGGUCCUGCAGCUGGGCGCCGGGGCCGCCGCGCCACAGCACCACCCCCAGCACCACCUCCACCACCUCCAGACACAACAACACCCAAACAAUCCCCCUCAGCUGCCGCCGCCGCCGCCGCCGCCACACCACCACAGGGGUCAGUGCUCUGGCGCUGCCGCCGCCGCCGUCGCCGCCGCUUUGCCUCCUCCGGCUUCUGGAGCCGCUCCUGCCGCCGCUUCGGACAACAAGGACCGAGAGAGCAGCGGCAGCAGCAGCGCCGCCGCAGCCGCCGCCGCCAACAACCACCACAGCAACGAAGCGCCAAAGUUUACGCUGGAGUCCCUGGAGCAGACGGUCAACAACGACUCGGAGCUGUGGGGGCUGCUGCAGCCUUACCAGCACCUCAUCUGCGGGAAAAACGCCAGCGGUGUCCCUUGCUUGCCAGAAAGUCUGAAUCUUCACAAAGACCAGCAAAGGUCAAAUAAGCCAGGGGAAGUCCAGAUGUUUAGCCAAUCAGAGUUACGGACCAUCGAGCAAUCUUUGCUUGCAACGCGUGUGGGAAGUAUUGCAGAACUCAGCGAUCUGGUGUCUCGAGCAAUGCAUCACCUGCAGCCACUCAGUGCGAAGCAACAUAGCAACAGCACCCCCAUGCACCACAAGCAGGGGUCGCUCUACUGGGAACCGGAGGCUUUGUACACGCUCUGUUAUUUUAUGCACUGCCCACAGAUGGAAUGGGAGAACCCGAACGUGGAACCCUCGAAAGUAACGCUACAGACGGAAAGGCCUUUCAUUGUGCUGCCACCGCUGAUGGAAUGGAUCAGAGUAGCUCUGGCUCAUGCAGGGCACCGUCGCAGUUUCUCCUUGGACAGUGAUGAUGUACGGCAAGCAGCCAGGCUUUUGCUACCAGGAGUUGACUGUGAACCUCGGCAGUUAAAAAUUGACGACUGCUUCUGUGCUUCUCGGAAGCUGGAUGCAGUAGCCACAGAAGCCAAAUUCAAGCAGGACCUUGGGUUCCGAAUGUUGACCUGUGGCCGUACAGAUCUGGUCAAACAGGCCAUAUCUUUGUUGGGGCCUGAUGGAAUUAACAGCAUGAGUGAUCAGGGCAUGACUCCACUGAUGUACGCUUGUGUGAGGGGCGAUGAGGCCAUGGUCCAGAUGCUACUGGAUGCUGGAGCAGAUCUAAAUGCAGAGGUUAUCAGUACUCCUCAUAAAUAUCCAUCCGUCCACCCCGAGACCCGCCAUUGGACCGCUCUGACAUUUGCUGUGUUGCAUGGACAUAUUCCUGUAGUUCAGCUGUUGCUGGAUGCAGGUGCCAAAGUAGAAGGUUCUUUGGAACAUGGUGAUGAAAACUAUUCAGAAACUCCCUUGCAACUGGCAGCAGCUGCAGGAAAUUUUGAACUGGUUAGUUUGCUUUUGGAGCGAGGUGCUGACCCCAUGAUUGGAACUAUGUACAGGAAUGGCAUUUCCAUGACUCCUCAAGGUGACAUGAACUCCUUUAGCCAGGCUGCUGCACAUGGACACAGGAACGUGUUUCGUAAGCUGCUUGCUCAGCCGGAGAAGGAGAAGAGUGAUAUCCUGUCCCUGGAGGAGAUACUGGCUGAGGGAACUGACUUGGCAGACAGUGCUCCAGCUCCUUUGUGCGCCAGCCGCAACAGCAAAGCCAGACUUAAAGCUCUGAAAGAGGCUAUGUAUCACAGUGCUGAACAUGGAUAUGUGGAUGUAACCAUUGACAUCAGGAGCAUAGGUGUCCCAUGGACUCUGCAUACAUGGUUAGAGUCUUUGCGAACUGCCUUUCAGCAACACAGAAGACCACUCAUCCAGUGCUUGCUGAAAGAAUUUAAAUCUAUUCAAGAGGAAGAAUACACUGAAGAACUUGUCACGCAAGGGUUGCCUUUGAUGUUUGAGAUCUUGAAGGCAAGCAAGAAUGAAGUGAUUAGUCAACAACUGGCUGUCAUAUUCACUCAUUGCUAUGGACCCUAUCCUAUUCCUAAGCUUGUUGAAAUCAAACGCAAGCAGACAUCUCGUUUAGAUCCUCAUUUUCUUAACAAUAAGGAAAUGUCAGAUGUUACAUUCCUUGUAGAAGGAAGACCCUUUUAUGCGCACAGAGUAUUAUUAUUUACUGCAUCCCCAAGGUUUAAAGCCCUCUUGUCCAGCAAACCUGCAUCUGACAGCACUUGCAUUGAAAUCAGUUAUGUGAAGUAUCCCAUUUUCCAGCUCAUAAUGCAGUAUCUGUACUAUGGAGGUGCAGAGUCACUUCUCAUUAAAAACAAUGAAAUAAUGGAGCUUCUGUCUGCUGCUAAAUUUUUCCAGCUUGAAGCAUUGCAACGACACUGUGAGAUCAUCUGUGCAAAAAGUAUCAACACAGAAAACUCUGUGGAUAUUUAUAAUCACGCCAAGUUUCUUGGAGUAACAGAACUAGCUUCCUAUUGUGAGGGUUACUUUCUAAAAAACAUGAUGGUCCUCAUAGAAAACGAAGCUUUCAAACAGCUGCUGUACGACAAGAACGGAGACUCGUCUGGCCAAAAUGUACUACAAGAUUUACAGAGGACGUUGGCAUCACGGAUCCAGUCGAUUCAUUUGUCGUCUUCAAAAGGCUCCAUUGUAUAAAGUUCAGGAAGAGCCUGAUGUUUCUGAUGGGGGGGGGAGGGGAAGCACUGCAAAUGAAAAUGUUGCUGGUGCAGUUUCUUAAGAGAAUAUACAACGCUAUUUUUUUCCUACGGGAGUAUUACAUUGCGGUUGUGGGCCAAAGGUGCUGUCACUUGCUUGAAACUUCCCUUGGGCAAAAGGUUAUGGUACAUGUGACUCCUAUGCAUUUUUGGAACUACAAGGAUGUAUUACUGUUCUGUGAAUUGCUGUUCAGAUUCUGAACACGGAAGUGCUGUCGUGCAGCUAAUGCCAACUGAAGCUGGGCCAUGCACCCGUACAUAGCAGAAGCCCGUCCUAGACCAAGAAUGCCACGAAACAAUUAUUUGACAAAACCAACAUAUCAGGUUGUUUUUGUAACGCAGUGUCAUACUACUACUUCUUUUUUUUUAGACCUGCACUCUUCCUGCCCCAUUGUCCAUUGUAUUGUGCAUUUGAGAAACAUAAGAUCUGGUAGUAUGGCGAUUUUUUUUAGUGGUGGGAACUUUUUAAAAUUGUUAAUUAAAAAAUGGGGUGGCCUUGUAGGGUUCCCUCCCACUUUAUUUUAUUAAGCUCCAAAUUUUGCUUUCAACAUAUUUGAGAAUGUAUGUUACAUGUUAAGUUUGGGGUUCAUU